UGUUUAUGGAGUUCGAGAGAGCUCCGCCAAACAGACGCCAGCAGAGUAAGAGGAACGCGAGAAGUAGUUGCUUUGUGACCACUGAGCUGUCUCUGCACACGCUGUUAUUUCCGGAGAAGCAGGAGAACGGAGGACUCACCGAUGUAAACUCAGAAGAUACACUCGUGGGCUGAUGAACUAUUAUUCAUAUCGGGAUAACAAGUAGGCUACAUGUUGCAGUAGUCUACUUCAGCGAUUUCGCUGAAGGGGCCCCGAGCUUCACUAAGGGAUGUAUCGGUACCGGGAUAUUAUCAUGAUGGAAUAGUACGGGCCCGUGCCAGUUCUGUGUUUAUCUGAACUUUAAAAUACUGCUGUGGCACUUUUUGACAGGGGUGGCGAAUAGUAUAGAAACUUACAAAUCUUAUCCUCUUGGUCGAUUAAGUUUGUUGGAAUUUGUUGACGCUCAUGACAGCCUUUGUUUUUGUUUAACUCUAUAAAUAAUCCAAAAGACCAGGUUGUUUUGAAAAUUGAGCUGUUUCAUAGCUGUUGUAUAUAACAUGAUUGAUCAAUGUAACUGCAUUUUGAAUUGUGAUUUUGCUCCUGGAGAGUUGCCAUCCUGGCUCAUGUGCUAUUCCCUUUAUUUUGCCCAGCAGCUGCAGCGCCACUACAGCCUAUCUGUGCUCACUUUGUGUCUCAGGGUGGGUUAUUCUCAGUGCUGCUAUGCAGACUGACUGGAGCCAUGCUCAGAAAACUGUGAUGGUACAGGCUCGAAUGCUCACAUAGAAAGAAACCUUUAGAGCCGAGAAAAAGCUCUCUGCCUAGCAGAUGUUACACACGCUUUGUGUUUUGAUGUGGAUUUAAUAUGGACUUCAGAAUGCUGCUCUGCAGACACAGUGGAGCCACAGAAAACCUGCUGGUAAAGUUUAAGUAAGACAUAACUUUUAGCCUCUGUCAGUGUAGUUGAGUAGCUUGUGUUACACAGGUUGCAGGGUUUAGAUUUUGUAAUACUGUACUAAAGCCAUUCUAGUUAAGUGUAUGCACAUUCAAAAUUGGAAGGUAUCACCAGGACUGGGAUCAAAAGUUAUGUCAAAUUCUCUUGACUUUUUACAGUUCUGACUUCCAGUUGGUGAAAGUUUAGAACAGUGGUCCUCACAGACUUUGUGGAACUGAAAUAUUUUGUUGGAAAAUUUUGAAGGCUUUGCAGUUGAGACGUAGUUCAGUUUCGUUUACUUUUGCAUAGUUAAAAUUAGAAUUGUGGUUAAUAUUUAUUUCACUUUAACUUGUUAGUUAAACUGUAUUGUUGGAAAAUGAGGAACCCUCAUCCACUGAGUAAUGCCUGGAAUAGGUGUAUUAAGAAAGAGCCAGUAUUGAUGACUGUGCCAGGCACUAAUAAGAGGUUCAAGAGGAAGUCCCGCGAGCCUAAAAGGCUGAAAACCUACCCAGUGGACAUGUCUGAUGUUGACUCGAUAGAUGACAUCCAGAUGGAGGCAAGUAAUGUCACCAGGUUGGCUCCGCUGCAGCUGAUGAUUUCACAGGAGGCAAUGGCCAGCACUGCAGGGAUACUGUCAGAACGACCAGAAGGAAACUUGUCUCCUAUUCAGAAUGGUGCUAUAGAUAUGAGAAUGGGCAUUAACAUGCCUGCCAUCACCUCCAAAUUGUCCCAGUUACCUGCCUCUCCAUUCUCUGAACCGGAGAUCUCGCAGUGGCCCACAGCCAUCUCCCAGCCUCUGUCCAACAGACCCAAAAUGGGUCUCUGCUCGACUUUCCCUCUGUCAACCAGCAGGAGCAGCCACAGCCACUCAUUCAGCCACCAGGACUUUUCCCUGGAACCUUCUUUGUCGGAACAAACUGCAGCUCUACCUGUCCCCAGAGUGUCCCAGACCUCUCAGUGUCAAGAAGACCAGUCACCUAAGGACUCUCCCAGGAAGCAGGUUGGAGUCAGUGGUGAUGGACGUGAGCGUCUUCGAGAGGUCAAAGCCAUCCAGCAGACCAGGAGACUACUCGCCAAUGCCCGAGAGAGGACUCGUGUCCACACCAUCAGUGCUGCAUUUGAGGCCCUAAGGAAGCAGGUACCAUGUUACUCCUAUGGGCAGAAGCUUUCAAAGCUGGCAAUACUGCGUAUAGCCUGCAACUACAUCAUGUCUCUGGCUCAGUUAGCCGAGUUAGACUACAGUUCAGACCACAGCCAUCUGAGCUUCUCUCAGUGCGUGGAGCAGUGCACCAGGACCCUGCAGGCUGAGGGCAGAAGCAAGAAGAGGAAGGAGUGAAGCUGAUAGUGGUGUCCAGGUCAAACACAUAAACUAAGAGGAUACAGGACAUUUUGAGGACAAAUGACAAGAUCAGGAUCAAAGAACAGUUGAGGAAAUGUGGAAAAGGUGAACAGGAUGAUUUAUAUUUUUUAUGAAUUACUUUUACCACUUGUUGGCAGGUGAAAUAACAAAUACUUAUCUGAGAUGGAAUUGUGAAUGUUCUGACCUUGAACAAACAACUGAAUAACAGACAAAUGCAAAUGGAUGUAUGGACUUGAAGAUUCAUCUCACGCACUCCCUCUGCAAUGAUCUCUUCUCACAUAUGCACAGCUACACAAAUUAAAUUAAUGUGCUCCAAUUCAGUAUUUCUCAUUGUUGCCUUGUUAACAUCAUAUUUAAGUAUGUAUUUCCUUCCCAUGAGCAUAAAGCUUGUCUGCAAGUGUGUACAAAUCUCCAGAACAACACCAGCUUAAUGAGGAUAAAACCACACAUUCAUAUGGCAGAAAGAGGGAAUAAAGUCAAUUUUUGAAGUUUCAGUGGUUUAAAUAUUAGAUGUCUCUUUUAAACCUUGUGUCUAUUUCAAAAUAUGGAAAUUAUGUUUAUUCAGUACUAAUAAAGAUAUUUUAAAAGUGA
Messenger RNA from Scatophagus argus, 2861 nucleotides. RefSeq names its product atonal bHLH transcription factor 8 (gene atoh8). The record is from RefSeq and is a predicted model, not a curated record. Gene Ontology annotation, molecular function: DNA-binding transcription factor activity; protein dimerization activity. The coding region runs from base 1287 to 2246 and encodes 319 amino acids. NCBI's taxonomy places the organism in Eukaryota, Metazoa, Chordata, Actinopteri, Scatophagidae. The transcript has 4 exons.